This is a messenger RNA of Ceratitis capitata (Mediterranean fruit fly), 1206 nucleotides long. RefSeq names its product DNA repair protein XRCC3. Gene Ontology annotation, molecular function: ATP binding; four-way junction DNA binding; ATP-dependent DNA damage sensor activity. Gene Ontology annotation, cellular component: Rad51C-XRCC3 complex; replication fork. Gene Ontology annotation, biological process: t-circle formation; resolution of mitotic recombination intermediates; telomere maintenance via recombination. The transcript is spliced from 4 exons. The coding region runs from base 87 to 1049 and encodes 320 amino acids. The record is from RefSeq and is a predicted model, not a curated record. NCBI's taxonomy places the organism in Eukaryota, Metazoa, Arthropoda, Insecta, Diptera, Tephritidae.
UCUCGUGCGUUUUGUUGACAUUACUUGUUUGGUCGAUAAUUCUGUAAAGUGUAAUUUUAACGCAUAAAUGAGCACCAUUAAAAAUCAUGUCAGCAAAUCCAAUAACUGGCGGUUUUAAUACAUUCAGUGGGAGCAAAUAUAAUGCUAAUCAAAUUAGACCGCCCGUGCAGUAUGCGAAACCAGGGCCUUUCACAAAAUCAAAACUGCUCCAAGAUUGUCCGGAAGCGGAUAUUCGUGUAUUAAAGGAUGCAGCAGCAAAGGUAGUUGCACAGCCUGUAUCUGCUCUACUCCAAUUGUCUCUAUCUGCAAAUUGGUCACAUAUAACAACAGGCUGUGUGGCAUUGGAUAGAUGUCUGCGUGGUGGUAUAGUAACCCGUGGUAUAACUGAGAUUUGUGGUGCAUCUGGUGUGGGUAAGACCCAGUUGCUGCUACAGUUGUCCCUAACAGUUCAACUACCCCGAGAGCUAGGUGGUUUGGGCAAGGCUGUUGCUUUUAUUUGCACUGAAGACACCUUUCCCUCAAAACGACUCUUUCAGUUGGCUAAAGUAUUUGAAAAGCGUUUCCCAGAUCAAAAAAUAAACUAUAUGGGUAAUAUAUACAUUGAACAUGUACUGGAGGCGGAUGAUCUGCUGAAAUGUGUUGGAGUGCGCUUGGCUAAAUUAAUGGAGUCUCUUAGAAUUGGCCUGAUUGUUAUAGACUCUGUAGCAGCUAUUUUUCGUACAUACAACAAUUAUAUUAAACGUGCGCGUGACAUGCGCAAAUUGGCCAACUACUUGUUGUAUUACACAAAUAAGUACCAAUGUGCAGUGAUUUGUGUGAACCAGGUGGCUACUGUAAGCGAUGAAGCUAAAGAGACUCCCUGUUUAGGUUUAGCUUGGGCACAUUUGGGUCGCACGCGUUUAAAACUUUCCAAAGUACCAAAAGAGGUUAAAAUUAACGAAGAUUUGUUUACAGUGCGUCGUUUUGAAAUCGUAUACUCCCCAGAGACGCCAAAUGAAGUGGCUGAAUUUAUGAUAACUGGUGGCGGCGUGGUCGAUGUGCCCAUAUAGUACAGCUUAAUGAAAUAUUUUCAAAGUAUUAAAUUAAAAUUAAAGAUUUGCAUUUAUUUGUUUAUGUUUUAAAUUUAUUUUAUCGCAUAGUUAUUGUUAAGUUUACAAUGCGCCUGUUUUGUACAUUCAAUAAAUAGUUAAAGUUUGAAUAAUGUAA